Molecule: messenger RNA, 1431 nt
Organism: Aphanomyces invadans
Lineage: Eukaryota; Oomycota; Saprolegniomycetes; Saprolegniales; Verrucalvaceae
Exons: 2
Coding region: 257-844 (195 amino acids)
Source: RefSeq, a predicted model, not a curated record
GGACAAACCCGAAACCUGUUCGGUUCCCAUUACCAACUGGGUCCGCGUCGUGCUUCCGCGCCGCCUCGACCGAUGCUUCGACGACGGAUGCCCCGCGCUUCCUUGGCUAUGUUGCUGUGUAUUGUCGCGUGUGUUCUUCACGUGACCGAAGCUGCCGGGCCAGGGAAGGACUGCGCCAAGACCGUUUGCACAAACAAAACCAGGUGGGGCGGCUUCGUCAAGGACACCAACGGCGCCAAGAACUGCCCAUGCAGCGAUGGACCGACGUGCGACUGUUUCCAAGGCGAACCAAAUUUCUUUCUGUGCUUGUCGUUGGCAGGGGACUACUUGGUGGGGAACCCCGCGGUUGGCGACAAGUGUGGCGAUCAGCAGUACGACUGCCGUGAGUCUCCAUCCUUUACGUUGCAACGAUUGUUUCACCAACUUGCCUUCUGAUGCACAGGCAACUGCCCCACCACACCCAGUAUCGCGCCCACGACAACUCCCUUGUUUUCAUCAAUCACUGCGACUCCAGGCGGCAAACCAAGUCCCAGCAGUUCGUCUCCAAAUAACUUGGUACCCGGGGCAACUACGACUAACCCAGCGGCUAUACCCAUGGACACGACCCUUGCAAUGUGGCAAGUUGCCCUUGCCAUCGCGUCCGGCGUCCUCAUGCUCGUCGUGCUCGUGUGUGUCCUUGUAUCGUGGCGGAAAGCAUGCACUGCGUCGCGGGCCACCGACAAGCAUGCCCAUGAAGAUGCUCGCUUCUACAGGGACAACUAUCGAUCUCAGACGUUCCAGCAGUCGCAUCCGCCGCAGACUGCCGCGUCGCAUCGCCGGUCGUCCUUGGCGCAAUCCAUGUUGAUUGACCAGACGCCGACACAGCAGCCGCGUGCACCGCCGCCGCCCGUGGUGUCGUUUUAAGUUUUGUACUGCACACCACGAAUUCUUUUAUUUCCGACGCGAGCGGUCUUUUAUGUAAGAGUUUGUUCUUUAAUGUGUUGUUUUCUUCCGUUCAGUCAAACAGGGGGUGGGUUUUAAUUGCGACCACGUUUUUAAACUCGUUCUUUUAUUCUCCCAUGGUUACUUGGCCGCCUUCAAUGCUUUCUUCAAGCGCACCUUUUCCGCGACAAUGUCGGCCAGGACUUGCUCGUACAGCGUCGGGUCGACCGCUUCCUUCUUCUCCUUGAAUUGGACCUCGACUUCGCGGAGGGUGUCCAGGCGCUCCUGCAUCUCCUCCACGGACGUUGCUGCCGACGGGGCAUCUGCUUGCAAGGCGCCGGCAGGGAUUUCCGCGUCCCCUUGGCCUUCUUGGCCGUCCGCGUAGCGGCCGCAGUUCUUGAUGCGGAUGUCGGCAGAUGGCCGGCCGUGGGGUGAAGAUCCAUACGACGAAACCUUCUCGACAACGUCCAUCCCUUCAAUCACUUUGCCAAACACAACGUGCUUGCCGUC